AGAACCAAAGUAGCACCACGCAUCAGUUUUCAUCAAUGCACUUGUCUUUCCUCACGCGGCUGCUCUCAAACGGAUCUCAUGCAUCUCAGACCAGCCCCGUGCACGCGAGCAAAUGCACACAGCUCUGGCGGAGACCUAAACAGAGACUGGAAUCGCGGUGUAAUCAAGAAAGGAGGCGGUAAACCAUCUCCGGGAUAACGAUGGAACUGUAAAAUAAAUACGGAAGGGGGGAACAGGCUGGCUGUCACUGCAGAGCUGAAGCUGCAGAGUGAGAGAGAGACAGAGAAAUACGAAAAGAGAGGGCGAGAGAGGCUGUCUGGCUCCAUGUCUGCCCCUGCGCCUUCCACCCAGAGGUCUGCGUUGGGCUCACGCAGAUUCAACCCUCUGAAGGCUCUGCAGCCCAAACGGCGCUUGCAGCAAAUGCUGUCGUCCUCCUCCUCGCCCGUGCCUGUACCCGUGCCCGCGCCCCCUGCGUGAGACACCCUUCAGUUAUACUGUCCCAGAGAGCAUGCUCAUGUGCCGUAGUCAUAGCUGGACAGACCGGCACAGACAGAGAUCCAUUGAUCUUUGACAUUCACUGAUAAACCCUCCAGAUGCACCAAACAGAAUUGGUGGUACACUGACAUAUGCCAAUAUUAUAGCCAAUAGCUUGAUGAGGUGAUUGACUGAUUUAACAGUGCAUUUACUGAAGAGUACAGCUGUUAAAGUAGUAGUGCUGGCUGGUCAGUCACGCUGGACGAUCUCUCAAACCAUCUUCAAACCGGACCGUAGUUAUUGUGUGGUAGUUUAUAAGAGCAGUCUCUCUGUCCCACCACAUUCUCCUCUCACUUCUUGCAACCACUCUGUACAGGACUAUUCCUCACACAGCGUCAGCACAGCCUGCGUACACAUCAUAACACCAGCUUGCCCCACAUCAGGCACUUUCACACCAGGGUCCAUCUCAAAGGAGAAGAGAUGUAAUGAUGGACUGAAAUUGUGCCGAACCUUAUUUAGCCCACACAUUUUACAUUUUCUAGACCUUUCUUUCCAGGCUUGCUUCCGCUGCAUUUCUCAGCUUGACCGUUUUCUGUUUGUAUGCUGUUGGCCUUUGUCAUAACCUGACAUAACCCUUCCUAAAAUAAAACUGCUUCCAACAGCUGGUUCUAUCUGUUUGGCACUGCUUAUCUCCUCCCACCCAGUCUGGAAGCCAUUGAUUGGGCAACACUACUGUCCUCCUGGAUAACUGCCAGAAUUUGAUUGCUUUGUUUAAUUGCCUGUCAUUAGUAAAUGUACCAAUUUGACAACAGUAACACUAGUACAGGACAGGAGUUGCCCAUCACAGUGCCCCUUCCCCAUUCCUUCACUAAUAAAAUGUAGAAACUACAUGAAUAUGAUUUCAACAGAAUUUCAUUCUACUUUCUUUUGUUUUCUUCUUUUCCCAAUUGUUAAUUCUGCUGACUUUUUGGGGUUUCUUGCUCUGAUGUUGUUUUUGUUAAGGGUUAUGUGAGGUAGGAAUUUCCCCAGAUUGCAGGCUGUAAUUGUGUAUAUUUUUUGGUGUGGUCUCUGAUGCCACUGCUCACCUUUCGUCCUGAGGGGGACAGUAGGGGGGCAGGGUAAGAAGGCAGAAAUGUGUCUGGUCCACAUGUCAGCAUCUUAAUCAUGGUUUAAUCAUUUCUUUGUUUAGGAGAAUAAUGUUUAGAUGAAGUCAUCUUCAGAUGCCCUGUUUGCCUAUAGCAGACCUCGACAGGGCAAGUUCAUGUCUCGUUAGUAGUUGUAAUAUGCCUAUGCUCUCUCUCAUUAAAGAACAAAGCUGUAUUUACACACAUCAGUGUAGAGGAAUCUCCCAGAGCCAAGGAUUAAGUUCUAAUGAGCCCGUUUUUAAGGAGAAGUAAUACUUUAAUCCAUUUCAUUCUAAAUUAAUUUCUCAUUCAUCAUUAGCCAGUGUUUCUGCUCUAAACAAUCCAGGCUACGGUCUUUAUUUUACUUUAAACAGUCUCACUAUCAAACUAGAUAGGUACUCACUUUACUUACCCCAUGAUGACCAUUGUUGAUGUAUUUGGCCACCACAGGGUAUAAGCCCUAAGUACUAUUGAUGUUUGUCACUGGGUUCUAGCCUGAAUCUCAGUCUGACAGACAUCACUAUCUCCUCACUAUAAUAGCUUGUUGUCUUUGGUUAGGUUUGACUAUUGCAGGUUCAUAGAGCUAGACUACAUUCCAAUGGAGACAGACUAUAUGGUUUCAAUGCGCCCAACGGAUCGAGGAUAUCUCACUACCAAGUCUCCGGAGCGGCACUCUCGAAGGACAGCUGCCCCAGUCAGCAACAGAGAUCCCUAUGGCAACGCCUCUCUCAGCAGCAGCAGCACCAACUCUGGCUCCUGCAAGGGCAGUGAUUGCAGCCCCACCAAGGGGCGUCACAUGAAGGCAUACGCCUCAUGUACAGAUAACCAUGGCAUCCGCCCCCCUCCCCCAGAGCAGUACCUCACACCCCUGCAGCAGAAGGAGGUGUGUAUCAGGCACCUGCGGGCCCGCCUCAAGGAGUCAGUCGACAGGCUGCAGGACAGGGACUCUGAGAUCGAUGCGUUGAAGACCCAGCUGUGUCGGAUGCAGGAGGACUGGGUUGAAGAGGAGUGUCACCGCGUGGAGGCCCAGCUGGCUCUGAAAGAGGCGCGCAGGGAGAUCCAGCAGCUCAAGGAAGUGGUGGACGUAGUGCGCACCAACCUCAGCUCCAGUGACUCCACCGACACCGGUGUCCAGAAAUACUUCCAGGACAUCAACGUCCAGAACCACAAGCUGGAGACCCUGCUGCUCAGCAUGGAGCUGGCUCAGAACGGGGUGGCCAAGGAGCAGGAGGCUGCUGCAGCAAGAGGAGUGGCAGGGGGUUCUCGGGCUGGGAGGCCUGGGACUGCGGGAUCAUGGCCUGGGAGUAGUCCCGCUGCAUCAGGGACUGGAGGGGGUGGCUCCAAGAGUCUGUGUGGGUCCUGUGACGGCUCCCCCGCCCGUUCUCUGACCCAUAGUUCUACCUACACCAAGCUGAGCGACAAUGCGCUGGGGGAUAAGAACGGGAAUGGCCUGUCAGGGGAGGAGAACCAUGACAGCGGCUUUGUGUGCUGUGGGGAGAGUCGCAGUCACAGUGCAGCAAGCAGUCACAGGGCAGACUUACUCCUGGAGGCAGCAUUCCUAUCUGAGGAGACAGCCUCACUGCUCAGCACCUACUCCCACCUGCCACACUCCUCCACCUACGAGAAGCUGUGCACCGGGCAGGACAGGGUGGUGCCCCUGCGCUGUGCCAUGGGUGGGGCGGGCAGCACCAACCACUCCUGUCUGUCCCACCACCACCUUUACCUGCACCACCUCAGGGAGCAGGCCGUCCAGACAGAGAGCUGCCCCGUCCCGGUGGGGUUGGGCUACGCCUCUGACCUGGACACCAUCGCCGAGCGCACCUUCCGCUCUCAGGCCUGCAGCCCCACCUCCACCUGGGUCUCAGACGAGGGAGAGGACCUGGACUCGGUUACCAUGACGUCAGUCACCAUGACAACCCUCACAGCUACAACAGCUGAGCCCGCUCCUGGUACUCCUUUACCCUGCUCUGCCUCUGUCUCCUGUGCAGUGGAUAUGGCCUCCCUAUCAGUGAAGGAGGAUGGGAAGAUGGUGGGAGAGUUGGAGAGGCAUAUAGAGGUAGUGGGGGAGGGCGCAGUGGGGAUGGUAGAGGUAGGCAAGCAGCAGGAGGAGGAGGAGGUGGGGUUGGUACAGUUGUGUAAGCAGGAGGAGGUAAAGGUGCUGGGGUUGGUGGGGGAUGGGAAGCCAGGGGAGGUCAGGGAGUUAGAUCUAUAUAAUCAGAGGGAGGAGGUUUUGGAGGUGAAGAAUCAGAGAGAGAUUGAGGAGGUGAGGUCAGUGGAGGUGGAGGAGCGGCCCCACACCUCCCAGCCCAGGAGCAGCUCACUACAGGAGAUAGCUGGGGUGACAGUGGUGGAGGUUGAUGAUGAUGAAGAGGCUGAGGUUCAGGGAGCAGUAGGGGGAGCAGAGGAGUCUACCUCUUCUGAGUCUGGACCCGCAGUGAAGAGCUACUGGAGCCGCCACUUCCUGGUGGACCUGCUGGCAGUGGCAGUGCCCGUGGUGCCCACGGUGGCAUGGCUGUGCCAGGGAGCACGGCGCGAUGGACUGCCAAUUUACCACUUUGGCUCACUGCUGCGUGGCUGCUGCACAGUGGCCCUCUCCUCCCUGCGCAGGGGCGGGGGAGUCAGGCACUACCCCGUGGGCACGGGUGGGGGAGCCAUGGGGGGCACAGAGAUCUGAGAAAGGCCCCAUGACACCCUGGGAACUGCACACACACAGCACUACCCUCUCUGGUCCUGGGUCCUGGGUUUGUCCUCCACCUGAAGUACUGGGUAAAGAAAAGAGGGGAGCAAUGAUUUUGAAUAAAUUAUUCUGAAGACAGGACAGCCCCAGCAAACCGUAUAACCCUCUCCGGUGGUGGCCUCUUCCACCUCUUCUGCUAGACUGAGAAGGGACACCAGGAUGUGGUGAACUGACACGAAAUGGUGGAACUGAACGAUUCAAUGGAUACUGAAUGACCUGAGUGUGACUGAUGGUGAUUGUAACCACUCUCUCUUGUGUGCAGGGAGACUGAAAGGUCUGUCCGUCACUGUGGCUCUCUUUAUUGGUCCAGUUCCAUUUUGACUCGUGUGUAAGUAUGUGUGUGAUCACACGACAUGUGUGUUGUGAGUGUGCAGCAUGCGUGUUCUUCUCUGUGUUGUAUUGCGUUGUGUAGCCAAAGCACCUAGAUGUCUGGAGGCAAUCGUAGCCAUGGUUGUGCAGACGUUGGUAUGCUCAUUUACGAGUGAAUGACUGGAGUCUUGACACAUGGCAGUUGCCCCCUAAAGGUACCAGGCAAGCUGCUGCUGUACAUUUCUGCUUCCUGUCACUGGUGUCCUAGAUUAACAAUCACUCUUGUAGCAUUAAGUCCAUGUCCAUUGUCCAAGAGUUAGUCAUUCCAGAUCCAUGAACCAGAAACAUCUCAAGAAGGAAGCAAAUAGAGAUAUAAUAAUUGAAACUAAGUUUAUUUUUCUUUCAACAAUAGGGAAGGGAUUAUGGACUUUGAGGAUUGUGAUGGCAAUUUGUUGUUAUUGGGGUGUUUGCAGUGUUAUGCCUGAGUUGGAAGAAUCUGAGUGUCUUAUUGUUUUGGACUGUAAUAGAUGUAAAGUCAUUGAUGUGAAAUAGUUGAAAGACUGAGCAAGCAGACUGUACUGUAAUGUUUUAAUAUAAGUCUUUGUUAGCGAUUUAUGAGCCAAACAAGGGCUAACUGAUGUCCACAAGAUUGUGAUGCAACCAACAAGAACAGUCCUUUGAGUUGAAGUAUAUUGAGUUCUUUAGAGAAGAAACAGGAUAGAUCUUAUUUCUUUAGUAAUGUAUUAACAAUGUUUUGCACUAUUAUUCACUUUAUGAGGUUAAGCAAUUACUUGAAGUCAAGUUUGUGUGUUUCCAAAGUCGAAAGCGGCCACAGUUUUGCUUCUGAGGGUUUUUUGUGUUCAAUAUACUUUCUAACAGAUAUAGCUGUAUAAUGGAAUAUGUUUCAAAGUAAAGGUGCCAUUUUCCUUUGAACACUGAAAACUGUUGCCUUCCGUCCAUAACUUUAUUUUCCUGUGCACAGUGUUUUAGCCAUAGGGAAUAUCCUUCUCAAAAUGUUUUGCUGCUUUCUGGAAUGUGCAUUUGUGGUGUUGUUUCUCUAUUCCUCUUCAUUUCUGCUGCUUGACAAUCCCUUCUGUGCGUGUUUUUGCUCAUUUAACCUCUUCACGAUGACUUCCAGCACCUAUGAAUAGUGAAACACACGAGCAGCACUGACAAAAUAGAUUGACUGGUGAAUUAAUGAAAUGCUUGGAGUUGUCUUACACACCUUUCACUGUUGUCAUGUGCUUUAGAUUUUAACACUUUCCACAACCCUGUUGGAAUUUCUAAUGUGUCUUGAUAUUGUGCGUUGCUGUAGUUCGUCCCCUUCAUGUUUCAUCAUCGUGACCUGUGAAUGGUCCCCCUGCCGUUUGUAAAACCUGCUUGGUGUAAGUGGUGAGGAAGCCUCUGCAUUUUUAAAUUAAAAGCCAUACUCCUUCCUGUAAGGUGAAUGUGUUUGAGAAUGUCUCUAGCAGAAACACAAUGAUGAAAAUAGUGUGAAUGAUACUCAUAUUGAUAUGCAUUUAUAGAUGACUCACCUGAAGUCUCCGCAACCCCCCCCCGGAGUGUUUGUGGCAGACUAUUUCUGAUGUUUUGGCCAAUAAUUGGAAAAACAUCUGAUCUGUUUGGUCAAAUUACAAAUUAGUGGCAAUUUAUCAGAAUUUGGCUACCUGUGUAAACAAAGCCAUUGUGGGCUUGUUAAACCUGUACUGGACUAUUUUGUAUUUGUCAAGCAAUUUCAUUGGUGUUUUAACAGUAAAACAACACCCCUUCAUUAUGUACCUCUACGCACAACAAAUCAAGCUUAACAGUAAUGUGUGUGUCUGUGGUGUUAAGUGAAUUACUAAAGGCUAACGGGUCAUGCUUAUGUUGUAGUUACCGUCUGCUAAUUGCUUGUUAUUGCCCCACGUCUUCGUAUUUUCCUGAGUUUUGAAGCAUAAUUAGAUUUCUGAUGUUCUGGUCUUGCCACCAUAGUACUUUAACAAGCCCAGCUCUCUCCAUCGCACCACCAGAUGCUUGAUUUGAUAAUGCACUGCUAUGACGUUAAAGUGUAUCUGUCCUUUGACAUUUUAUUUUGGGAUAAUUCCCUUUCCCCACAGUGUACCGUUUUUGUGUGAAAUGCUUUAAGCAUCAACAAAGAUGAUCAGGGUGAUGGGUUUAUUUAUAGCUCAAAAGAACUACCCAAAUCACAUUGGGAGUCAUUGGACUUUGCGUUUGGACAUACCUGUAGGUCAUUGGAGCUUACAUUAGGACAUAUCUAUAGGUCAUUGGAGCUUACGUUAGGACAUACCUAUAGGUCAUUGGAGCUUACGUUAGGACAUACCUGUAGGUCAUUGGAGCUUACGUUAGGACAUACCUGUAGGUCAUUGGAGCUUACGUUAGGACAUAUCUGUAGGUCAUUGGAGCUUACGUUAGGACAUAUCUGUAGGUCAUUGGAGCUUACGUUAGGACAUACCUGUAGGUCAUUGGAGCUUACGUUAGGACAUACCUGUAGGUCAUUGGAGCUUACGUUAGGACAUACCUGUAGGUCAUUGGAGCUUACGUUAGGACAUAUCUGUAGGUCAUUGGAGCUUACGUUAGGACAUAUCUAUAGGUCAUUGGCGCUGACGUUAGGAGAUACCUGUAGGUCAUUGGACCUCGCAUUUGGACAUACCUGUAGGUCAUUGCUAUAUAUAUAUAGCACUUAAUGUUGAUAAAGCGGUAGUCUAGAGUGUUUUGUUUGGAAAGCAGUGUUUUAACAGGGUUGUUACUGUAUCCUACAUCCAUGUCACUCAUCUUUAUUUUACAAUGUGAUUGGAAUGUGAUAUUAGUACCUCAGAAAUAUUGUUUUUUAUACAUUCAGUCCAAGGAGACCUGGUGCACUGUAUUGUUGGUCUGAGAUAGGUUGUCAGUGUACAGUACAUGUGCAUUAAUGUGGGAUGUGUGAGGAUAUAGUCAUGUGAUAUUGUGUGGGUUUCUCUGGGAUAUACAGUACAAUCUUGGUGGAAAUCAUGACGUUUUCUCUUUGAGGGUAUUGUAUUGAAUGUGCAGUAUCAUAUUUUUUGUUUUUCCUUUGUCUAAUUGUCAGAUUAUUUGUUGUAUGUAAAGGGAUCUAUAUCAGAGACAUUUUUACCUGAAGGACAUUUUCCCUCCUAAAUGCCUUGUAUGGGGGAUCAAGUAGCCAUCAUUAUUAAUAGCUAUAGAUCAAUUAUCUUAAUGGCAAUAGUGUGUACAGUGCAGUCAUCACUGUUCAUGAGUACAGAUGCAUUUUCACUCCCACCAUACUGUAUAAAGCAAAACCAAAAGCCCCCAUAUUAAACCGCAUGAUGUAAAACUGA
Messenger RNA from Salmo salar (Atlantic salmon), 7958 nucleotides. Lineage: Eukaryota; Metazoa; Chordata; Actinopteri; Salmoniformes; Salmonidae. The record is from RefSeq and is a predicted model, not a curated record.